Molecule: messenger RNA, 966 nt
Organism: Diversispora eburnea
Lineage: Eukaryota; Fungi; Glomeromycota; Glomeromycetes; Diversisporales; Diversisporaceae
Source: the annotation of a GenBank genome assembly
AUGUUAUCAGUAAUUCCACCAACGUCAAUUGCACUUGCCGUAGAACCAGACGGAUCUAGUCAUAGAGAAGCUAUCGUUUCAGUAUCUCCAGCUUCGCCUCAAGAAGAUUCGGCAGGGUUUAGUGGUACCGCUGGAGGGUUUAAUGACGGAGGAGGAGUAUUUGUAACACCUCAAGCCACUAAUCCAACUCCAAGUAUAGCCUUAGCAGUUGGUACCACCUUUCAGAAUUGGGAACAUGUAGAUGAAUAUUUGGAUAUUUAUGGUAGAGAGAGAGGAUUUGUAGUUAGAAAAAAACGAGUUGAAAGGGAUGAAAUGGGAAUGGUUAGAAAACGAACAUAUGAUUGUGAACAUGGAGGAAGAUAUACACCUAAAAAGAAAGCAGCAGUACAUGAACAACGUAAUCGAACAUCAAAACGAAUUGAAUGUGGAUGGCAUAUUAAUCUUUCAUUUCCUAAAACCAGUUCACAUAUAACUGUUACAACAUUUGUUAAUGAACAUAAUCAUGAACUUAAUAAUCAACAAACCAGAGAUCAAACGAGACCAACAACACAAUCAUCUACAACUCAAACAGUUCCAUCACCGAGAUAUCGUAGUGUAAUAGAAGCAGCAUCAUCACCAAAGAAUCGUAAUUUACCUAAAGCAGUUCUUGAUGAUAUCGAAUUUUAUACUUUACACGGGAAUCUUGGUGUAACAACUCAACGACAAUUAUUGAAAGCAAAAUAUCCUAAUCAUCAAUUACCAGCUCGAGAUAUUGCUAGUGCAGUACAAAAGUUUAAAGGAGGAACGGAUUUAAAAGGAUUAGAAAAUGAUGCAUCAAAACUUUGGAUUUGGGAAUUAGCAAGAAAAGCAACAACGAUUGCAGUUAAUCAACAGGAUAACAGUUUAGAAGAAAUUUUACGACGGUAUAUUAGAGAAAAAGAAGAUCCCAUCGUGAUUAGACAAGCGACGCAACCAACUCAAGAAUAA